This is a messenger RNA of Stylonychia lemnae, 498 nucleotides long. The record is from the annotation of a GenBank genome assembly. NCBI's taxonomy places the organism in Eukaryota, Ciliophora, Spirotrichea, Sporadotrichida, Oxytrichidae.
AUGGCAACAUACAAGAAGACUCAAAUCGCAAAGCCAAAGAGAAGAACUGAACUCACUGAAGAACAAAAACAAGAGAUCAAGGAAGCCUUCGACCUCUUCGAUACUGAUGGCAGCGGCACCAUUGAUGCCAAGGAACUUAAAGUUGCCAUGAGAGCUCUAGGUUUCGAGCCAAAGAAAGAGGAAAUUAGAAAAAUGAUUGCUGAUGUAGAUAAGGAUGGCUCAGGUGUCAUCGACUUUACUGAAUUCCUAGAUAUGAUGACAGUUAAAAUGGCAGAAAGAGAUCCAAGAGAGGAGAUGCUGAAAGCCUUCAGACUAUUUGAUGAUGAUGAAACUGGAAAGAUUUCAUUCAAGAACUUAAAGAGAGUGGCUAAGGAACUCGGUGAGAACAUGACCGACGAGGAAAUCUAAGAAAUGAUUGACGAGGCUGAUAGAGAUGGAGAUGGAGAAAUCAGUGAGGAGGAGUUCAUGAGAAUUAUGAAAAAGACCAACUUGUUCUGA